Arachis ipaensis is the source of this 2333-nucleotide messenger RNA. RefSeq lists its product as uncharacterized. Gene Ontology annotation, cellular component: pre-snoRNP complex; nucleus. Lineage: Eukaryota; Viridiplantae; Streptophyta; Magnoliopsida; Fabales; Fabaceae. Gene Ontology annotation, biological process: maturation of LSU-rRNA from tricistronic rRNA transcript (SSU-rRNA, 5.8S rRNA, LSU-rRNA); box C/D snoRNP assembly; snoRNA localization. The record is from RefSeq and is a predicted model, not a curated record.
UUUCUACUACAAUUCCAAUCGUUAUUGUGCUCUGACAAAAACAAAUUUCGUUAUUGUCCUCUCAUACACCAAAAUUCCUAUAACUUCUACUGUUCUACAAGCAAUUUUUCAAUCUUUUCUAUUGUGACUGCGGAACCCUAAACGCAAUUUAUUAUUGCAUGCACAAGAAAACUUAAAUACUUUAUCUCGUUAGUCUCAUACACCAAAAAUUUGCUAUAAUUUCUAGAACCAAUUUUUUCUUUUCCCUGUGGCAGCUGCACCCACAACGCAUUUAAUUGUUGCAUGCACACGACAUGUUUGAUUCUUUGCCAACGAAGGAAGAAGAACAAGAAGAAGUUGAAAAUGAUUUACCAAAAAAACUAAGUGCAUUGUCAUGUGAAGAAUGCAAAUCUAAGCCAUCAAAAUACAAGUGCCCUGGAUGCUCCUUUCACUCAUGCAGUCUUCCUUGUGUUAAACUUCACAAAGCUCGCACUGGUUGUAAUGGCAAGAGGAACAUCACUCACUUUGUUCCUCUUUCUCACUUUGAUGACAAUAUCCUAUUAUCUGAUUAUAAUAUGCUGGAGGAGGUGAAGAGGGUGGUUGAAUCUGCUCAUAGAAUGAGAGCUCAAUUGGGUUUGCAUAAAAAGUUUAGGUUGCCUCAUCACCUUAGAAGCCUACAAAGUGCUGCUUGGAGCAGAAGAACAAAACUUCUUUUUCUCCCCAAUGGAAUGUCAAGAAGACAGAAUAACCAAUCUCAAUAUGACAAAAGGAAGAAGUAUAUAUCUUGGACAAUUGAAUGGCGUUUUCACUCAACCAAUAUUAUUCUACAUGACCACGAAGUCAAUGAAAAUGCAAGCUUCUGCUCCAUUUUAGAGAAACACCUCAAACCUGGUCCAUGGAACCAUCAGCUAAGGCAAUUUUGUGAGCAACAGCUGGAUUCUCUCAAGCUUUUUAUCCGGCCAAAGGGUCCUAAGUCACCCUUGAAGGAGUUGGAUAUGAAAGCACCAAUAGGACAACAGUUAGCAGAUAUAAUUAUUUUGGAAUAUCCUAUUGUUUAUGUUUUCUCACCAUAUCAAGUAUCCAAUUUUGAAGUUAAUAAGAAUGUCAAUCACAACAAUGAAAGUAAUCAAAGUCAAGAAGAUGUGCCUUUUAGGGAGGAGGUGGUAGAAUAUCAGAACAACAACACUGCAUAUGAAAAAGCAUCAAAUGAAUCAUCAGAUAAGCCUAUACUUGAAGAAGAAACUUUGACUAAACAUUCACUUCCGGAAAACAAGGAAGCAAAACUCUCUAAAGACAUAGCAUUUGACAGUGAUCAAGACUUGAUGGAUUUCUAUGAUGCUCUUAUGGCUCAAAUGAAUCCUGAUGACCUGCUUGGUUUGGAUAAAUUUGCCAAGAAUACAGCAAACUAUAUAGAUUUAAUUGGUAGCUGUGGACUAUUUCCUGAAUUAGAGGAAGGUGAACUUGCAUAAUAAUUAGCAGUCUUAGUUCACUUCCAUUGGAGAAUUGGUGAGAAAAUAAGAUACCAUUGUCAACAUCAAUCACAUGAAAUUUUGCAAGUGAGCUAAAGGUAAAUAUUUUCUGUGAAAAGAAAAGUUUUCAAUGUAUGCAUUUAGAUUUUUUUUUUUUAAAUUUUGUUUUUUUAUUUUUUCUUUAUAAAAAAUUAUCACUUACAAUCAUAACAAAUACCUUGAAACAAAUCUGAAUUUCCAUUUGGCUGAUGAAAAGCUCUGUGGGGCAUGGUCUGGUUUUUCAACACUGGUGGGGUUGUGCUGGCUUGGAUGAAAGCACAUGUGAAAAUCGCCAAUAUGUUAUGUUCUCAUUCAUUUAUGAUCAUACUGAACUGUCACUUAGAUUGAGAUGGCUGAGAUUGUUUAUGAAAAAUCAUUGUUAAUAUACUUUAUUACUUUCACUUUUAACAAAAAAUAAUUAUAAUUUGAACUACUAUGCAGCUAUGCUCUGUAAUGUUAAGAACAAAAGGAAAAAUGAUAUUCUUACUACUAUAAAGUGAUAUUAGUAUUUGUGGAACAACUCUAAUAUAAUUAUAUAACAAGAAAACUAAAAAGCUAUGAAAUAUCACCAACCACUCGAGACUUAAACAGACGCUCUUUAUGUCUUUACUCUCUAGUUUUUCCCUUAAAACCGAAUCUAAAGAAGUCAACAAUCCAAAAUAAAAGAAACGAAAACAUUAAAUCAUCACGUGUGUUCAUGUUUCCGAGGACUGGAUCCGGUUGAAGCCAACGAGAUAACAAUAUACUAAUAAGCCCCCAAAAUAGAAAAUGCUGGAAAAAUCUACAGUAUAAAAACUGACUUAUAUUAAUCAAAUUCUCUCAUAUAUGACGUCAUCUAAUUUGGUA